Molecule: messenger RNA, 2730 nt
Organism: Jaminaea rosea
Lineage: Eukaryota; Fungi; Basidiomycota; Exobasidiomycetes; Microstromatales
Product: putative gamma-glutamylcysteine synthetase
Exons: 2
Coding region: 142-2568 (808 amino acids)
Biological process (GO): glutathione biosynthetic process
Cellular component (GO): glutamate-cysteine ligase complex
Molecular function (GO): glutamate-cysteine ligase activity
Source: RefSeq, a predicted model, not a curated record
ACCACACUUCGUAAUCCUUGCCAACGCCCUCGAAGCUCCCUACCCCGCAUCCUCCUCUCACCUAGGCCAGCGUUGAGCGUCAGACUUCUCUGACUGCGCUAUUUGGCCUCGUACCCUCGUCUCCUCACUCUUGGCGCUGCCAUGGGCCUCCUCUCGCUGGGCACGCCUCUUGACUGGCCAGAGACACAGGCGCUAGCCUCGCACGUCCGCAAGCAUGGAAUCGAGCAGCUCCUCUCUCUCUGGUACAAGGUCAGAGACCGUAGAGGGGAUAGAGUACUCUGGGGAGACGAGCUUGAGUACAUCGUCGUCUGUUUCGACGAGGAGACCAAGAAUGCCACUUUGAGUCUCCGUCAGGGCGAGAUCCUCAAAGUUUUGGCAGAAAGCCACGCCGAUAGCUGCGAGAAGAUCCAGGAUGGCCUUGAGGAUCAAAUCCCUACCUUCCACCCAGAGUACGGGCGCUAUAUGCUCGAGAGCACACCAGGGGCACCAUAUGGUGCUAGCCCAAAGGAGCUCUCCGCGGUGGAGCGCAACAUGCGUAUGCGCAGGCGAAUCGCACGUCGUCACCUCAAGCCAAACGAGGUGCCUCUCACCCUCACCAGCUUCCCACGCUUAGGUGUGACGGACGGCGUCUUCCUCGAUGACCCCACUCUCGUACCCAAUGGCAAGGCCAGCCAGUCCCUCUUCCUCCCUGACGACAUCAUCAACCAACACGCGCGCUUCCCCACACUAACGGCCAACAUUCGCAAGCGCAAAGGGAGCAAGGUAGCCAUCAAUCUGCCCAUCUUUGUCGACGAGAAGACACCGCAGCCUUUCAUUGAUCCAACGAUCCCGUGGGACCGGAACCUCUUUCCCGGCGACUCAGAGGCAAAAGAAGGGGCAGCCAAGCCAGACCACAUCUACAUGGACUCGAUGGGCUUCGGCAUGGGGUGCUGCUGUUUGCAGGUCACAUUCCAAGCCUGCUCAAUCCACGAAGCUCGCGCGAUUUACGACCAGCUUGUGCCCGUCACACCCAUCAUUCUCGCUCUCACCGCUGCAUCACCUGCGUAUCGGGGCUACCUCGCCGAUGUAGAUGCGAGAUGGAGCGUCAUCUCUGGUGCGGUGGAUGAUCGUACGCCAGAGGAGAGGGGUUUGAAGCCGCUCGAGGGGAACAAGAAUGGCACCAGGAUGAGGAUGAACAAGAGCAGAUACGACUCGGUCGACUCGUACCUCUCGCUUGAGUCGGCCAACAGGCCGGAAUAUAGUGACAACCCGUUCCCGGUGGACGAGGGCGUUCGAGCCCGCCUCGAAGAAGCCGGAAUGGAUCCCGUCCUCUCCUCUCACUUCGCCCACCUCUUCAUCCGCGACCCCCUCGUCAUCUUCUCCGAAAUGGUCGAUCAGGACGAUUCGUCUUCCAUGGACCACUUCGAGAACAUUCAGUCGACCAAUUGGCAGACCAUGCGCUUUAAGCCACCACCGCUGGGCGACAAGAUCGGCUGGCGUGUCGAGGUCCGCAGCAUGGAGGUUCAGGUGACCGACUUUGAGAAUGCGGCAUUCAGCGUCUUUGUGGUGCUACUCACGAGGGCCAUUCUGAGUUUCAGGCUCAACUUCUACAUGCCGAUCUCCAAGGUAGAUGUCAAUAUGUUGAGGGCACAGAAGAGGGAUGCGGUUGGGCAGGAGAAGUUCUACUUUAGAAAGGAUGUCUACAGGACACGUGAGAGGCAUUCAGCGGCAAGGAGUGCAGCGCAUUCACGGGAGCCGUCGGUGAAUGGUAAUGGUCCCACAAGUGGCGGGUCGGCUGCGGCUGCUGGAGGAUCAAACGGCCCUGCCCGCUUCUUUGAGGGACGAUACCCCACGCCCUCAGGCUCACGAGCCGCCUCACCAGCACCGUGGCUGCCGCCCGUGGAGGAGGAGUACGACGAGUUUACCAUCAACGAGCUCAUCAAUGGCAAGUCAGCGCCAGCCGACGAUGCAAAUGAGGAUGGAGCAUCUUCUUCAUCCUCGUCUUCGAGCUCUAGCAGCUUCCCUGGCCUGGUACCGCUAGUUUCCUCCUACCUCGACGCCUUGGACAUCGACGUCUCUACACGCGCAGAGAUGGACGCAUACCUCUCCCUCGUCUCGGCCCGCGCCAAUGGGACACUCGUGACUGCCGCUACCUGGAUACGGCGAUACAUUCGCUCCCAUCCUGCGUACAAGGGGGACUCGGUGGUCAAUCAGGAGAUCAACUACGAUCUCUGCAAGACGUUGGAUCGCGUUGAGAGGGGAGAAGAGGAGGCGCCGGGUUUCUUGCCUGAGGGAUACGCUGAGAGGAGGAGGAAGCAGGAAGUCAAAGAGGCAGGAGGAGCUGCGGCCGCCAAGGCGGCAGCAGCGGCAGCAGCAGCUGCUGAGGCAAAGAAGGAUCUGGCGACUGCGAAUGGCGAUGGCGAUGGUGAGGAGGGGAAGCCACUUUCGCCAUUGACGGCUGCUGCUGCUGCUACGAGCAACGCGGCGGGAGUGGGAGCAGGUGUGGGCGUCAAGGAUGAUGGGCGCGACUUGAUGUUACAGGCGGCUCAUGCUGAUGCGCAGGCGAAGAAGCAGGCAGACGGACCGUAGCCAUACGGGCACCUCGCAUUAUCUUGCUGCAUCGCUUCCGUACGCGCCGUCCUGCUUGCAUCGCCGUAUCGCCUCACUCGUAUCCCACACGCUGUCAUAUACAUCUAGACGCUGGACGUGGCAUGGUAUUAUUCAUCAGAGAUAUUAGCAAGAACGAGUCGU